AUGAAUCCAAUCAAUAUAGCUGGGAUGGCUGGGAUGAAUGCGAUGAAUGCGAUGCCAGGUGGUCCUGUAGGUGGUGUUCCCAUGAUGAACAGCCAAUCAACUGCCCAGCGCGAACCGCCUAUGACUCAAGAGAGCGUCUAUAUGCAGCUUAACACAUGUAUCUACGACUACUUUCUCAAGCGUGGCCAGUUCGACGUGGCACGAAUGCUCCUCAAUGACGAAAACAUCAAGCUAGAUACCGACGAGAUCAAGUCUAGUCCAAACCACAUGAACGGUGUCGAUGGCGAUACUUCUAUGGGUGAUACCAAAGAUGAAAAGAUCAAAAUACCCGAUGAUUUUCCCCGACCCCGUGUCCCGAUGGAUUCUGGAAACUCUUUUCUGUUCGAGUGGUUCAGCCUUUUCUGGGACAUUUUCGCCGCACAGCGCAAAAGAAAUCCUAUGAACCAAAUGGCCCAGGCUUAUGUCAAUAACUCACAAGGUUUAAUGCGCAUGCGAGAACAAGCCAAUCAAAACUUUUUGCGUCAACCUCAAAUGAUGAUGCAGACUCAGAUGGCUAAUAUGCGUCGCAAUGGAAUGACGAAUAUGAACAAUAUGAACCUGCAAAAGACGGCUCUGCAGAACAAUGCAUCCGGAAUCAAUGCCUCCGGAAUGAAUCCUCAACAAAUAGCACAAUUACAGAAUAAACAACAGAUACAGAUGCAACGCGAACAUUCGGAUAUGGACAUGAACGGUCAUCGCCCGCAGUCGCCAUCAUCGGCCGAUAACGCCCCGUCCCCAUCGAAACGACCACGGUUGGAAGUUCAGCAGGGGCAGCCAAUGCCCCCCAACGGUCGCGUGCCGGGUCAAAUGCCAGCUCAAAUGACUCCACAACAACAGAUAUUGAUGCAAAACGGGAUGAAUGCUAGGGGAAUGAAUCCAGCGCAAUUUCAAGCGUUCCAGCAGCAGCAGCAGGCUGGCCAGGCUGCAGCGCAGCAAAAAUCCAUGCAGGGCAUGCCAAACGGAUUAAUGAACAACGGACUUAUGCCGAAUCAAAAUGACCUCAUGUCUCAAAUCCCGGACGGGCAAGGCGGUAUGCAGAUUGUGAACGGACAGUUUUACAAUGGCGAUAUGGCUGGUAUGGGUCGAGGAAUGCCACAGGUGCCGAACGGGAAUGGGAACCAUGCACUCCAAGAUUAUCAGAUGCAAUUGAUGCUGCUAGAACAGCAGAACAAGCGCCGUUUGAUGAUGGCUCGUCAAGAGCAGGAUAGCAUUACCACCCGCCCCGACGGUCAGCCUAUGCCUCCUGGUCAACCCGGCCUACCUCCAGGUACUUCUCCGCAAGGCAGCAGAACAGGAGCGUCACCGAACCCGAGCGAACAGAUGAAACGAGGAACGCCGAAGAUUUCGCAGACUGGACUCCCAGGCUCGCCUAGUGCCGGUGAUCUACAGGGUCGUGGAUCUCCUGCCGCCAUGAAUUUCAACCCUGGUCAGAUGGGAGACAUGAACAACACAUUCUUCAGCACGAUGCAACAAGGGCCUAAUGGACGGAUGCCAAACGCCAACUGGCAGAAUCCUGGCGGACCCCAAGGUCAGCCCUUAGUUGCACAACAGUCACCGGCCACGCAACCAACACCCAAUCCACAAGAGCGAAAUGCCAUGCCGCCUCCAUCUGCGCCGCCUCAAGGAACCAAACCACCCUCUCCUCAGCAAGGAGCAGCGCCGCCGACACCCCAGCAAGCGAACAAACCGGCACCCAAGGGUAAGAAGGAUACCGGGAAAGAGCGAAAGCGCGUUACAAAGAAGGGAGCGGCGGCAGCGAAUGCCAACACAGCAGCGACCCCGUCGUCAGAGGCUGAACCUCCACCAACACCUACCCCAUCUACUCCCAUCACGCCCCAGCAUCCAAACUCUUUCACCAAGAAUGGAGUUAAUGCAACAACGGCGACACAACAGCAGCCUACCUCCGCCCCCGCGCCACCUAUUGUACAGCAACCCGAUCCUAAUGUCACAAACUUUAAUGACCUCAGCAUGCCAGACCCAUCGAACUUCAACCUCGACUUCAGCACUCUUGAAAACCCCGAGGUCCUAGAGAACUUUGACUUUGACUCAUUCCUCAACACCGAUGCCGAUGCAACGGGGUUUGGAUUUGAUCCAAGUAGUAUAACAUACCCUACAGAUGGAGUCGAAACAGGCACGGACGGUUUGUAA
Talaromyces marneffei is the source of this 2187-nucleotide messenger RNA. RefSeq lists its product as uncharacterized. Gene Ontology annotation, cellular component: nucleus. The record is from RefSeq and is a predicted model, not a curated record. The coding region runs from base 1 to 2187 and encodes 728 amino acids. Lineage: Eukaryota; Fungi; Ascomycota; Eurotiomycetes; Eurotiales; Trichocomaceae. The transcript is spliced from 7 exons.